Bufo bufo (common toad) is the source of this 2220-nucleotide messenger RNA. RefSeq names its product solute carrier family 26 member 11 (gene SLC26A11). Gene Ontology annotation, molecular function: secondary active sulfate transmembrane transporter activity. Lineage: Eukaryota; Metazoa; Chordata; Amphibia; Anura; Bufonidae. Gene Ontology annotation, biological process: transmembrane transport. Gene Ontology annotation, cellular component: membrane. The record is from RefSeq and is a predicted model, not a curated record.
CUCUCAGAAAGCGAAGAGGGGCAAGUGGCAGUCAGGUGAUCCCGGCUAGGCCACGCCCCCUCCCUCUGGACGCAGAGGAGCCGGUUCUGCUCAGUGCCGGCGUCACACCAGGAUGGAGGCACUUUCUUAGCACGCUUACUGAUGGUUUCCUGUUUAUAUGGAAGGCGCUUCGUGAGUUUUACAGUUUUUUCCCCCAAAAAUCAUCAUUUCCAAGGCACAUGUCCAUGAUGUGACUGACAUCUGCAGCUAUGGAGUGGCCGGGUAACCGGCAUGACCGGGGUGUCGGUACUAGACGAUCAGCCGGGUGCUGCUCCUGGGGAGCAUUGAAGAGGACACUCCCAUUUUUGUCGUGGUUUCAGUAUUCUGUGCAAUGGAUGCAGCUGGACAUUAUUGCUGGCUUUACUGUUGGACUGACUGUGGUACCGCAGGCGCUCGCCUACGCGGAGGUGGCCGGACUACCUGUUGAGUAUGGACUGUAUUCAUCCUACGUCGGCGGCUUUAUUUACUGCCUGUUUGGGACGUCCAAAGACGUAACGUUAGGCCCCACCGCCAUCAUGUCCCUCCUCGUGUCUGUCUACACAUCCGGAGACGUGUCCCUGGCCGUUCUCCUGGCUUUCCUAUCUGGGUGCAUACAGUUGGCCAUGGGACUGUUAAAGUUUGGUUUUCUUUUGGAUUUUAUUUCGUACCCUGUCAUCAGCUUUACUUCAGCUGCAGCCGUCACUAUCGGAUUUAGCCAAGUGAAGAAUCUUCUAGGUUUGAAGGAUAUACCUCGCCAAUUCAUUUUACAAGUUUAUGAAACCUUCCACAAGCUUCCGUCUACCAGACCUGGGGAUGCUGUUCGAUUUCUUUGCAUUGCUUUUCUCAUGGCGUUGAAAUUCAUGAAAGAACAUUUUCCAAGGACGUAUAGUGGCAUGCCGAGAUGUCAUCAGCUCUCCUACAUCAUUGUCUGGUUAACUACCACAGCUCGGAAUGCAAUCGUGGUAGUCGCUGCAGGUCUAGUGGCCUACUCCUUCCAUGUUAUGGGUUUACAGCCAUUCAUCCUGACCGGAAAGACUGCAGAAGGUCUCCCGGAGUUUCAGCUGCCUCCUUUCUCCGAGAAGAUUGACAAUCGCACUGUACCAUUCAGUGAAAUGGUCGGGGAUAUUGGAGCUGGACUCUUCAUCAUUCCACUGAUGGGAUUACUGGAGAGCGUAGCUAUUGCACGAGCUUUCGCUUCUCAGAAUAACUACAGAAUCAACACCAACCAGGAGCUGCUCGCGAUAGGACUGACAAAUUUUUUGGGCUCCUUCCUCUCCGCAUAUCCUGUAACAGGAAGCUUUGGGAGAACGGCGCUUAAUUCUCAGACUGGCGUGUGUACCCCGGCCGGUGGCAUCCUCACAGGGCUGAUAGUGAUCUUUUCACUCGGAUACCUCACUCUAUUCUUCUACAUUCCCAAAGCCGCUCUUGCUGCGGUCAUCAUCUGCGCAGUGGCUCCCAGGUUUGACUUGGGAAUCUGCAAAACUUUGUGUAAAGUUAAAAAAAUAGACCUGUUACCUUUCAUGGUCACCUUCCUUCUUUCAUUCUGGGAAAUCCAGUACGGGAUCCUCAUUGGGAUCCUUGUUUCGCUCAUCAUCCUCUGCUUUUCAAUUGCAAGACCCAAGAUAAAGGUGGUCGAUCCAAACGGCUUAACAUUGAUGAUCAUGAGUGGUCUUAGUUUCCCAGCUGUGGAAUAUCUGAGGGAUGCUGUUCAUGAAAAAGCAUUUACAGAUCCCUUGCCGCAGACGGUAGUCCUGGAUUUCACUCAUGUCAAUGUCCUGGAUUAUACGGUUGUGCAGGGUCUUCGGGAAUUACAACUCGAGUUCCAGUCUCAGGGGAGAUCUCUGCUGUUGUCAGGAUUGCAGCCGGACAUUCAUCAGAUCCUGCUGGCAGCGAAUAUGAAAGACUUCCAGUAUCCUCAGAGCAUGAUGACAGAAAAUGAUCUGUAUGAAGAUGAAGGCAUACAGCCCUUACUCACCAACACUUCUAAAGGUUCAUCCUAGUUGAACUAUUGAAGAAACCGUAAUGUUGGAAAAAGAAAACUCUGACUUCAGUGAAACGUCUGAAAUAUACAUCAGCGAUUUUCUACGUGACGGGGAAUUAAUCUGAUGAUUACAUGAACUGACAACUUUGUAAAUAUACGUAAAUGUUAAACAGUGUAAAUUGAAUUUGUCACUUUUAAAUAAAGUUCAGUUUUAUAUUUGA